Haemorhous mexicanus (house finch) is the source of this 2675-nucleotide messenger RNA. Its product is annotated as mas-related G-protein coupled receptor member H-like. Gene Ontology annotation, biological process: G protein-coupled receptor signaling pathway. Gene Ontology annotation, molecular function: G protein-coupled receptor activity. The coding region runs from base 897 to 1781 and encodes 294 amino acids. The transcript is spliced from 2 exons. The record is from RefSeq and is a predicted model, not a curated record. Gene Ontology annotation, cellular component: membrane. NCBI's taxonomy places the organism in Eukaryota, Metazoa, Chordata, Aves, Passeriformes, Fringillidae.
GAUAGGAUAGGAUAGGAUAGGAUAGGAUAGGAUAGGAUAGGAUAGGAUAGGAUAGGAUACGAUAGGAUACGAUAGGAUACGAUACGAUAGGAUACGAUACGAUAGGAUACGAUAGGAUAGGAUAAGGACGAUAGGAUAGGAUAAGGACCAGCUUAGCUCUGCUUCCUUGGGCCCAGGGGAGGUUUGUCAAUGAUCCCAGAGCUCUUCCCGGAACUGGAGUUACUUCUGACCAGCACCCAGCUGACUCACCAGCACUUCCAGCACUGCCAGCAUUCCAGUGCCACCUUCACCACUAGCAUCCCUCUGCUGCUGGAGGGACAAUGACCUUUUAGGGAAGGGAAACAAGGAAUGGUAGAAACCUGUAGGGAAAGGUAAGGCAGUCAGAGAUUGGGACAUUCUGCAGGGGUGGAAUGUUUCUCAUCAGGAGGAAAUGAGGAGCCAUUUGGAAAAUAUUUCAUUUGGAGCUUUUGACAAAAGUCACUUCCUCUGCAGCAAAAAAAACCCCUAAGAUGAAUGACUCAGAGGAAGUGAGGUUCUGAUGUAGCCAAAGCUGCAAUUUCCCCCUGUGACUGCAUCCAGCUCUGGGGAGCAACACCAGGACAGGGCACGGAGAGAGCCAGCAGGACGGGAAUGGGGAGCUCCUGGUGAUCUGGGCACUUUCUCCUUCAUGUCACUGACCAGCCAGGAGCCGCUUUAGGACAUGGAUCCCAAAGGAGCAAGAGGUACCAGGGAGCGCCACUGAUCUGCACAGACCCCUUUGCCUGCUGCUGCCCCACAGGGAACAGGGAGCUGCUGAGGAGCCACAUGGUCCAUCCCUGGAUUCUCCAAGCACUGACUCUACAUCCACUCUGACCACAGCCAGGGGACACAUCCCACUGCCUGCCCAGCGUCCAUCUAUGGAGGUGGGCACCGUGUCCCCACCUGCCACCUCACCCCCUGAAGGAGGUGAUCUCUGUGAGACAGAUGUCACCACCGUGGCCAUACACAGUGUGACACUGCUCAUCGGCCUCUGUGGGCUGGCCGGGAACGGGGCUGUCAUCGGCCUCCUCAGCCGGGAAAAUUAUAACUCUGGCAUCUUUAAGCUGGCUGUCAUUGACUUCCUCUUCCUUCUCCUCACAGUCCCCACUGCCUUCCUCUUCCUGGUGGAGGACAUGUCCUGCUCUCCUAUCUUGCCCCUGCUGUACCUGAGUUUCCUUUUCCAUCUCUCAGUGGUCUCCUACUCCUGGCUGCUGUUCCGGCUGAUGCCCAGCAGCCCUCUGCUGUAUAUGUACAAGAUCUGCUUCCACAGGGACCUAAGUCUGCGCCUGAGGUGGGUGGUGGACAGUGUCCAAUACUGGGCCUUCUUUGCUCUCUUCGCUGUCAUUCCUGCCGUGACACUGCUAUGCCCAUCAAACGAGCAGGAGCACUGCCGGGCAGCUCUCAUCUCCAUGUACACCAUCAUUCUGCUCCUCUUUGCUGCACCCCUGCUCAUUUCCAGCGCAAUCAAUUUCAUUAAGGCCAAGUGGGGCUCCCAGCAGCAGCAACCCAAGAGGCGUGACAUCGUUAUCGUCCUCAUUGUGCUCUUUGCUCUCCUGCUCACCAUCUGCCAUUUCCUGCAGCAGCUCGGUUCCAUCACUGUGUCCUCACAGGCUUUUUUUCUGCUCACCUGCACCCACAGCACCAUCAAACCCUUAAUGUACAUCUUGGUGGGGAGCUGGAGGACAGACUGCUUCAUGGCGAUCUCCUGGGAGCACUGUACAGGGUCUCUAAGGGAAUCUCUCCAGAGGGUCUUUGAUGAGUAGAAAGAACAAACUGCCUGCAGAAAUUAUGCCCAUACUGACACAGGAGCUCUGAGCCGCUCGAUCCCUUCCACUGCUCUGCUGAAGGAUCUUGGCAUAAAGCCUGAAGGUUUCCUUGAGUGAACUGAUAAAUCAAUAUCCACAGGAUCACCCUCCCCGGCGUGCUGUAUUUCUGCAGGAGAAGGGACCAGAGGCAUUGCCUUGGGUGAUUUUUCUGAGAUGCUCUGCAGGGAGCAAAUUAGGGCAUGGCUUUCUUCCCCUCUCCUGGAUCCACAUAGCUCCAAGCAGCGCAGCUGGGCUCAGUGCUGUUCCCCAGCUCUAUUCCCCACGGAAUGACCCUCAUGGCCUCGACCCCAGGACAUGAACUCCAUCUCCUUGGGCUCCGCAGAUGAGUUUCAUGGUGUUUUCAGGGAGCUCUUCCCUGCACUGUAACACAUUUAAUCCCUGGGGACACACCCAGCACUGGGUGGCAGUGAUUUCCCAAAUCCCUGUGGGGCUGAUGCCUCUGGAUGGCAGGAGAGGGGUUGGGAUCACAUGGAGCAUCCUUCCCCUUCUGUCUUGUUUUUUUUUUUUCAAUUAUUUUUUAAGCUAUGGAGUUUUUCUAAUAUGAGUAGUGUGUUCACCUUGAGAGUUAUAAUGCUGAUCUCUGACCACUGUGGGCAGUUCAAGCCCGAAGCGCUGCACAAGCUCCAGGAAGGCGGGACGGAGGUGAAGCUAUGUUGGAAAAGUGGAAUGUGUCUGAAAGCGGGGAUGGAUUACAAAGAGGGUAGAAAGCCGGUUUCUGUUUUGGGUGGUGUGCCUCUGGCCGUGCCUCUGGCUGCGAGUAAGCACCGAGCACUGUUCCUUUUACCUUAUUUUGUCCUUUACUGUAGUUCAAUAAACUUCUAAAAAUUUUAA